AUGAACAUGAUUAAUUCUCUUUGUGGCAGCAUGGGCUCCAUCAAGAGUGAAAACUCCUGUGAGUCAAUUGCUGAGUCUAAGAAAACUACUCCUUCUGAUUUGGAGCAAAAUAGCUUAACCCCACCAAGCCUUAACUUCCCAGCCGUCAAAUUUGAGUUAGAUGGAGAUGUUGAGGUCCAGUCCCCAGAUAGUUCUCUGUGGGAAACUUUUUUCUCUGAUCAUUUUGAUUCUGACUUCAUGAUCUCAUCUCCAGUGAGGAACUUACCGUCUCCACUAAUAUCAAGCUAUAAUUUCAAUAAUGUUCAGGCAAUGCAAGGGCAGAGUCUUUCAGGGUGCUCUCCACCUCGAUUUUCAUCUCAGCUCGGGUCAUUUAGCAGCACCUACAAGGGUAAAGGGCAGAGCCCACUGCAUAGAGUCUUUAACUCACCUAACAAUCAGUUUAUGCAGGUUGAGAGCCUUUCACUGCCGGCUAUAGAACAAAUCUUGGAUGAUUAUCAAAAGGAUGGUUAUGGAGAGUACCCAACAACAAAGAUUUCAGCUAUUGGAACCUCAAAUAACAUGUUUGAAAUGUCAACUACUGCUCCAGGAAUGUUAGACUGCAUGUCAAUGCCGAAUUCUUCAAGGUUUUGUGGGUCUGCAAGUGAAACAUCAUCGUCAGCCGGAUGUUCUCAACUGACCCAGGAGCAACACUAUCAGGUAAACUCUGUCUCAAGAGCACCAUUAUCCCAACAACUACAACAAGAGCAUCAACAGGAGAAGCGACAAUUAGCAGCAGCACCACAACAACAGCAACAGCAGCACCAGAACCUUGGCCAUACCUUGAUGGUUCCUAUUCCUGUUGGCCCUGAGCAGGAGCAAGAUAGUGGCCUUCAAUUGGUUCACCUCCUCCUAGCAUGUGCUGAAGCAGUGGCCAAAGAGGAUUACCUGUUAGCAAGGAAAUAUAUACACCACCUGAAUCGAGUGGUAACUCCUCUUGGGGACUCCAUGCAAAGAGUUGCCUCUUGCUUCACUGAAGCCCUCAGUGCAAGGCUAGCGGCAAACAUAACCACCGAUCCCAGCACUUCCAGUGCUCCAAAACCAUACUCUCCUUUCCCAUCAAACUCCUUUGAAGUCCUCAAGAUUUACCAAAUUGUUUACCAAGCCUGUCCAUACAUAAAAUUUGCACAUUUCACUUCUAAUCAAGCCAUUUUUGAGGCCUUCGAAGCUGAAGAACGUGUUCAUGUCAUUGACCUAGAUAUCCUCCAAGGCUAUCAAUGGCCAGCUUUCAUGCAAGCUCUCGCUGCCCGACCUAGUGGAGCUCCUUUUCUCAGGAUAACAGGAGUUGGACCCAGCUUGGAAACCAUCAAAGAGACAGGCAGAUCCUUAACAGAACUAGCUUACUCUCUCCACAUCCCAUUUGAGUUCCACCCAAUUGGCGAGCAACUUGAAGAUAUAAAACCCCAUAUGUUCAACAGGCGAGUUGGUGAGGCUCUAGCCGUUAACGCUGUUAACAGGCUCCACCGAGUCCCUGGUAAUUGCCUGGGAAACCUACUGGCAAUGAUCCGUGAUCAAGCGCCUAACAUUGUAACCAUUGUUGAACAAGAAGCAAGCCAUAAUGGCCCUUACUUCUUAGGCCGUUUCCUUGAGGCAUUGCACUAUUAUUCAGCAAUAUUUGACUCAUUGGACGCCACUUUUCCUCCAGAUUCUGCUCAAAGAGCAAAAGUUGAGCAAUACAUAUUUGCACCAGAGAUAAGAAGCAUAGUGGCAUGUGAAGGGAGUGAGAGAAUAGAAAGGCACGAGAGGCUUGAGAAAUGGAGAAAAUUGAUGGAAGGAAAAGGGUUCAAAGGGGUGCCAUUAAGUGCAAAUGCAGUAACUCAAUCAAAGAUUUUGCUGGGUUUAUAUUCCUGUGAUGGGUAUCGAUUGACUGAAGAUAAAGGUUGCUUGCUUUUAGGGUGGCAAGACAGAGCAAUUGUUUCUGCUUCUGCAUGGCGGUGUUGAAUCAUCUUCUUCCUUCGCUGUUUUUCAUGUAUGUUUCUUUUUCAUCUUUCCAGGCUUUUGUUGUUAUUACAAUCUUGGACAUUGCUUUUCUCAACUUGAUACCAUGCAAAAACAUAAAUACAAAAUUUCAAGGUAAAUGCCAGGAAAGGUGAAAGUGAAGGAAAAAGACCUUACAAAAUUAGGAUUAGCUCAGUCUUAUAUUUUAUUCAUUGUAUAACGAACUUUUUCUGUUGAAUGAUGAGAAGAAAAUCAUUGUUUAAUAAUAGGGCACAGGGUCGAGAAAACGUUGCUGAUUUCCAUCCUAUAUGUCGUAAUCACUGGACCGUGUAGUGUUGGCUCAAGAUCGAUCGUAAGAUAAAAAGUUCUUUUUCUUACAGAGUUCGUCAGAUUUUUCUUGAAAGUGGAUGAUUUGGUGAAUGGUGAGACCCACUUGCAACAGCAACGAUCUCGUCUUCCAGGAUCCAAUUUGAUUAAUUCAUCUUGAAUUUUAUGGUGUAACUUCCUUUGAAUUAUAAAACAGAAAGGGAAUUUAUACAUUGUUAUAUGGUAAGCCUCUUAAUCUCUCGUUAAGGUAAUGAAAAGUCAGGCCUCAUCUUUUCUUCCAGUACUGCUGCUGUUUCAAAUGAAUUUAGUAAAGGCUAUACGCCCUCUUACUGUAUAAAUGUAUUUCUCUGUUCCAGCUGGUUGACUUUAUAUGGACAUACAUGGGCAGAGAACACAUUCACAUACAUAAACACACACAAACAUGUAUGCUCAUCCUAGAGAUGUGCUUAA
This is a messenger RNA of Durio zibethinus, 2751 nucleotides long. NCBI's taxonomy places the organism in Eukaryota, Viridiplantae, Streptophyta, Magnoliopsida, Malvales, Malvaceae. The record is from RefSeq and is a predicted model, not a curated record.